Messenger RNA from Moesziomyces aphidis, 3201 nucleotides. NCBI's taxonomy places the organism in Eukaryota, Fungi, Basidiomycota, Ustilaginomycetes, Ustilaginales, Ustilaginaceae. The record is from the annotation of a GenBank genome assembly.
AUGUCGCUUCGUUCCGACUCGGUCUACCGCGUCGAUCUGGGCGAGCGCCCAUCGUCGGCCCCAGCCGAUGAUAAGAGCAAGGACCACGGGCCAUCUUCGCCGCCAAAAGUGCUCCAGAUCCGUCUGACGGAGCAGGCUCUUCAGCAGCUCGCCAGCGCCUACACCUCGUCUGGGUCCGCCAAGUCUCAGAUUCGCCUCAACUUCGAUGCCGCGGAGCCCGAGCUCGUCGUGGGCAGUGUGAGCAUUCCGCUCCAUGCCUCGGUGCCAGCCGCCUCCUCGCAGUCGCGUCCGCCAGCUCAUGGCUUCAGUCCAGCACCCUCAUCGGCUGCCCCGCACGAGCUCUAUCGGCUUUCCCACGACGAGUCGACGCUCACGCGCGUCGGCACCAUCGCAGCCAAGCUCUCGGUCAAGCCCACGCGCGAUGUCUCGGCAGUCGCCCAGCGCCUUAAACAGCAAAAGGAGGAGGAGGAACUGCGCAAAGAACAGCGUCGACAAGCUCUCAUUCAGGGCUCCUCCCCGAACUUGUCCGUCGCAUCAUCGAAUUCGAAGUCAAGCGCAAACAAGACGCUGGCCGCCGCCCGUGCCUCCUCUAGCUCGGCAUUCUUCUCAUCCUCGCCCCUGUCGAGGUCGAGCAGUCUGACCAACGUCACCGCCCAACGCCGACAGACCGGCCUCCUCCCGCCAGCCGCCGUCUCCAGAGCACAGAGCCGCGAAGUGUCCCCAGGCGCACGCUCCAGCCUUCCCACUACGACUCACCCCAAGGUGCAGGGUGCUUCGUACGAGUCAGGACUCUCGGUCAGCCGCACCGCAAGAGCAACCACUGAUUCGCCGCAAACCUCGAGCGUAGCUCAGAUGCGCAGUUCAUCCGCCGCUCACUCUUCGAGUCAUAGGUCGUCAGGCACAGGCGGGAGCAGUCUUUCGACACAGGAAGAGGGGCAUGUCUCCGACGAUGGUCAAGCGAGGCGAGCCGACCUGACAUCAUCUCCGGCCUCGGUCAGCUCCGACGUAGCUGGCGGUGCUGCCAAAAAGAGCUCAAAGCUCACCACGCGCCAACGCUUAGCCAAGGCGACAAAGGCAGGCAGUCGCCUCCUGGCCAUGUCCGAGCGAAAGCCAACCCCAGAACUCCGCGCAACUCCUUCGACAUUUGCUCGCACGUCCGCCUCGGUCGCACCUAGCACACAGUCUUCUGCUCAAAGUAGCCGAUCGACUCCUAUCGACCACGUCCUAUCAACGGUACCAAAGUCAGAACCAUCACAAAGGGCCACUAAGCCGAAAGAGUCCGUCGUCAACGCGUCUGCCACAAAAAUGGGGUCGGACCGCCAAGAGGCGGCAAGACAGGACCGCAGCCAGACGGCGACAUAUCUAGCAAAGACCAAAGAAAUCGCCUCAUCGUCCAGAAGCAGGGCAGAGGCAGCCCAGAAAACCGAGACCAGCUCUAAACGUACAGCCCUCCAAGAGUCUGCAAAGGAGCCUCCCAAGAGAGAACGGACAACCUCCGUCGAGCAGAGCAGCAUCAGCUUCAAGACGGAGCGACCCGGCGCCACUACAACAAGUGUCAAGGCAGGAGCGGCCACUAGUAGGUCGCCGGAGAAGGUCGCACGCGCGGCCGUCCCCGUCGUCACAAUGCGGAGAGCAAGACCGCCCCCUGUCGACGAUCCGAAAAGCGGCAGUCCCAGGGCUACCAGUCAGACUGGCUCAAGUGCCAAGGCUGCGGCACCGGCCAUCGAGUCGGUGCGCGAGCAACGCCCGCGGGCAAGAUCGGAUUCUCGUACCCAAACCGAGAUCGACACCAGGGCUGGACCAUCCUCCUCACCACCCUCCAAGCAGGCGAAUACGAAGAAAAGGGUCGACGAAUCGCCCGAUGCAGCGCAGCGCAAGCGUCGCCGUACCAACGACUUUGCCCCGCCCAGCGACCAGCCAACGCGGUAUCGCGAGCGUAGGCUUUCAGCGUCGCCCGAGCCUAUGUCGCGUCGAGCCGAUAUUGACAUGAUCCGGCGGCGGGACGAGAGCGCGACGCCCUCCGUCCGACCCACUGAGGCCUCGACGGGCCAAACCUCGAUCCGCGAACAUGUCCCGCCAUCCGCAUCCAUGCCGUCGUUCGCCUCGGUCGGCCACCGGUUGCGAUCCGUACCAGAGGCAGGCGAAAGAAAUUCUCGAAACGCCAAGGUGGACGACUACCGGGACAGGCGUCGGGAUCGCGGGUCUGAUGAGCAUGACCGCGGGACGGAUGCAAGUCGCGAUCGCGGCAAGAGCUACUACCGCGAGACGGAAGAAAAAAGUAGAGGCAGGAGCGGGGCUCCUGAUGCGCAUGGCUCGUCGUCGCGCGGACCAUCUAAUGGAUCGAAUGCGGUCAAGUCGCCGUCCGGCUCUGGCGAGAGGUCGAUCAAAGGCGUCGGACCCGGUGCGGCUCACUGGUCAGAGCCGUGGCUGGACGUUCGGUCUCGAGCGGACUGGCAUCGUCUGGCACAGCGGUUCGCCAAGACCCAGCAAGAGUACCUUGCUUCGCGCGGACAGCUCGAGGCCGAGAGCGAAAGGCUGGACCGGGAGCUUGAGCUUGCGUCGGCCGAGGAACAAGCGGCUUCGCAGCCGAUGGGACUGCGUUCGCAGACGUCUGCACACCAGAGCCUCCUCUUCUCGCCGCAUGCUCACUCUGUCUCCAAGAUGACGCGCCACGGCUCGACUGGCGAGAGCGACGAGCUCGACGUAGACAUGCUUGAUGCCGAGAGAGAGACGAGCGUUAAUACUGCGCACAACGCAGCGGGCCCGCAACGGCGGGAGAGUCUGGCAUCUCGACGGAGAGAGCCGCGAGAGGACGGUGAAGAGUCGCCCGAGGAAGGCGAGAUGAGGUCCUCAGACGACGAGGCUGGCCAGCCUCGAGCGACGAAGGGGUCGAUUUCGGCUGAAGGCGGCGCUCGCGCGGCCGGGGCUGAGCUCGAGACGCUGCUGCGCGAAGCGAGCAGGAGCGAGUCGCCGGACAACAUCGCUUGGCGAGCUCAGCCGCCCGGCGUGGCUGCAGCCGCUGACGCUUCGAAUGUGGACGAGAGGGCUCGGUCGCGCGCAGUCGCCAGCGAUCGUCCGCUCAGCUACGCCGACCUGGCCGACCGAGUGCACCAGCUCGCCGAACUGCACGGCAGCCUCAGCCGCAUGCACCGCGUGCUCGUCGACUUUAAAGCAAAACGUCUCGCCGACACUCUCGCGUGA